Molecule: messenger RNA, 1446 nt
Organism: Penicillium angulare
Lineage: Eukaryota; Fungi; Ascomycota; Eurotiomycetes; Eurotiales; Aspergillaceae
Product: putative Golgi transport complex component Cog5
Exons: 1
Coding region: 1-1446 (481 amino acids)
Biological process (GO): intra-Golgi vesicle-mediated transport
Cellular component (GO): COG complex
Source: RefSeq, a predicted model, not a curated record
AUGUCGGAAGGAGAACCCUCAUACAUCGACUAUGAGGCCUUUCUAGACCCGGAAUUCUCGCCGGCCGGCUUCGCCAAUACCCUCGUGGUCAGCACCAACAAUGCGACAGAUACGCCCUUAGAUCUCUCGACGCCACUAUCUAGAGUCCUUUUUGAUCUCCAGGAAAUCGACACACAUAUUCACAGCUUAACCACAAGAUCCGCUCUACCCCUCCUAUCCCACACGCAAGGCCAAACUGCGGCUGCCGAACACAUUCUGAAGGAAACAGGGACACAAAUUACAUCGGUGACUCAGGGAUACGAACGGUUGGAGAAGGAAGUGUUGCAAAAAUGGCAAGCUGCGGAGGAGGCCAGAGCCGCUGCAGAAAACUCAUUGGCUACGGUUCGGUUAGCACGGUCUGUCGCGCGCUGCUUGACGCUUGGUAGACAGCUAGAGAGUCAAGUGGCAGAGUUAACUGGACGAGGGUCAGCGCAGACAACGCCAACAACAAUGGAAGGGGAAGCAGUUACACCUGUCAAGGAGGGAUUUCGAGCUUUGGAGCGAGCAGCCAUUACUAUCUUGAACCUGCGACAGAUGUUCUCAGCAUCCUCGGAGGAAGAUGAAGGAUAUGGACUGUUGCGGGUGAAGAAUAUGCGAACUCUACGCAAUGAGUUCGUGAUACCGGCGGAGAAUAUGGUUAAAUCAAGGGCACAACAAACCAUCAACCGCUUCUCUUUGUCGAAUUCAGGAACCACCAAUGUUCAAUCGUCGAUGCCAUCGAGUUACAAACAGGCUCGCGAUGCACGAUCCCGUCUGGCAACAGCUGCAACUACCCUAUAUCUUCUCUCCCCAGUACCACAAGGUGUCAUUACUGCUUCAGAAUACAAGCCUGAACUUCUUAUUUCCACGCUACAAGGGUACAUGCAGACCUCCAUCAUAACCUCUGCAAACGCCUUCGCCAAGGCGCUAUCUCAACUGCCUACGCUGGACCGUGCCCUCGCCGACAUAUCUGCAAGGUGCCAGGAUAUAGUAGCCGUGGAGUCUAUUCUGCGUGGACUCCGGCUCCCUUCUCACCCCCUCCUUUCAUCCCCCACAAACAAUGAUGAUCAACAUACCCCAGACUACGAAAAUGCUACCUCAAGGCCGGCCAACCUCCUUCAGUCCCUGCUUCAAGCCCUGGAUACUUCAUCCUUACCUUCAUAUUAUUGGCGAUCACUCGCAUCGUCUCUCACGAACCGCGUGCAGGAAAUCGUCAAUCGCGGGGGCGUCUCCGCUCGUACUCUUAGAUCCAACCGUGAUCGACUCAGGAACGAGAUUAAAGACUGCGUGCUCCGUUCUUCACAAGUAUCAGCUACCAACCAUCUAGCUGAGAGAGGCCGACCCGGAAACGACACAGUCGUAGUGGGCAAUUGGGAACGAGAAGCAGCCGUGAUGGUAGGCUCAGUUAUCGGUCCCUUGAAUCGAUAA